AUGGAGAAGCUUAAAAUGCCGACAUGCAAGUAUGACGGCAAAUCUGACCCAGAGGACCAUAUAUCGGCCUAUGAGGGUCAUAUGCUGUUAUACACCGACACCGACUCGGUGUGGUGUAAGGUAUUCUCAUCUACCUUAAUUGGACUAGGGCAAACCUGGUUUAAAAGUAUUCAGCCGGCAACCAUGUUUGACUUCUGUCAACUCACGUCCAUGUUCGUGACACACUUUGUCAGUAAUAAGCGGCUUGAGAAAACAACCGGCGAGCUAAUGUCUAUUAAGCAAGGGGAGACAGAAAGCUUGAGGGAUUAUGUCGGGCGUUUCAAUGCUGAAGCCGUCACCAUCCCAACACUGCAACAGGAAGUGACGGUCCUGGCCCUGAUGACGGGGCUGAGAGAAGGGACCCCAUUUCGCAGUUAUCUCGGCAGAAAAAAGAUGACAUGCCUAACAGAGGUCUUGGGAAAGGCGAAUGACUUUAUCAGGGGAGAAGAGUUUGACAAAGCAGUUUACGCUAAAAAGCCGGCAGCCAUAGAAAAAGACAAAGAGAAAGAUAAGGAUAAGGAUCGCCGGGACGAUAAGUACCGUAAGGAUAAAAAGUCCGAGACCACCGGCAGGAGAGAGGAGAACAACUCGGUGAAAAAAGGAUUUGAAGGGAGACCGGACAAAUAUCACAAUUAUACACCACUGACGAUAUCCCGGUUCCGAAUUUUCGAACUGCAUAGUAAAGACGAGAAAUGGCAAAGGCCGAGAAAGAUGUACUAUAAGGGUAUAUAUAAGUCCAAGUGGUGUGAAUUUCAUGAUGAUUACGGCCACAAGACAAAUGAUUGCAAAGACCUUAAGGACGGGAUUGAAGACCUCAUCAGGCGAGGUUAUUUCACCCAGUACCAAGCAAGGACUGAUCGCAAAACUCCUCCUAGGGAGGAUGAAAAUAGUAACAGAAGGCCGGUAAAGGACAGGAUCACUGAGAUCCAUGUCAUAAGCGGAGGACCGACAAGAGGCGGUAGCAUUCACGGGGCGAAAGCUAGCCUGAAAGAAGUCCGCCACCAGGUGAACUACAACAAUGCCAGGACGGGGCCGGCACCUCCAUCAAUGCCAUCCGUGGCUUUUACAUCAGAGGACGCUAAGGGGAUCGUUUACCCCCAUGACGACCCUUUGAUAGUAUCUCUGCAGAUAUCCAAUGCAAUGGUCCAUCGCGUCCUGGUCGACGAAGGAAGCUCCGCCAACAUUCUCUACAAAGAAACGUUUGAAAAAAUGGGAUUUGACGAAACAUGUUUGAAGCCGGUCUCUUACCCGGUUAUCGGUUUCACAGGAGCAUCCGUUGUCCCAGAAGGGACGGUAAAGCUGGCUGUAAAGUUAGUAGAAGGAUCCCGUUCCAAGGACCUCAUGGUGGAGUUUCUGGUUGUAGAUGUCCCAGCGGCGUAUAACGCCAUCAUUGGAAGGCCGCUAAUUCACGACGCCCAAGCCGUCGUCUCGACGUACCACCUUACUAUGAUCUACACCUCCAAUGAUGGCAACCCCGAAAAAAUCAGAGGAAACCAAGAGUCAGCAAGGGCCUGCUACCUAACCGCGCUAAAACACUCUGACCAUAAACGACCAGCUGAUACACCGCCGUCAGAAAGAAAAAGGAGAAGGCUGGAAAACAAAGCCAGGAAGGAUUUGUCUAUGGAGAACUUCGAGGCAAGGCCGGCAGAUCAGCCGAGACCCAACCCAGAAGGGGAGACUGAAGAAAUAAGUUUGGAAGAGGAGAGACCUGAUAGAAUGGUGAAAAUUGGGGCAGAUUUAGGUGAACAGGUCAAGGUUAACCUGAUCUCACUACUAAGAGGUCAUGCCGACAUAUUCGCUUUCUCGGCAGACGAAAUGCCGGAUAUUGACCCAGAGUUCAUGGUACACCGUCUGAAUGUAAAUGAGGAUGGCAGGCCGGUAAAGCAGAAGAAGCGUAACUUCUCUGCCGAAAAGAACGCAGCCAUAAAGGAGGAAGUAGACAAGUUGAUGGCAGCAGACUUUAUCGAACCCUGUGAUUACCCGGAAUGGUUGGCGAAUGUGGUGAUAGUGAAAAAAUCCAAUGGGACAUGGCGUAUGUGUGUAGACUUUACCGACCUUAACAAAGCUUGCCCAAAGGACUGUUACCCCUUGCCAAGAAUUGACCAGUUAGUAGACUCAACUAGCGGCCACGCACUACUGAGCUUCAUGGACGCUUUUUCGGGGUAUCACCAGAUAAGUUUGCUAAAGUCCGACAGGAAUAAGGCAACUUUCAUUACAGAUGCAGGAGUGUAUGCUUACACGGCCAUGCCAUUUGGGCUCAAGAAUGCCGGUGCUACUUAUCAAAAGCUAGUGGACAAGAUAUUUGAGCGACAAAAAGGCAAAAAUGUAGAGGUAUAUGUGGACGACAGCAUAGUCAAGAGCUUAACAGAAGAAGACCACAUAGUAGACCUCGAGGAAACUUUCGAAACACUCCGGCAGCAUCAGAUGAAGCUAAAUCCGAAGAAGUGCGUGUUUGGGGUGCGAUCCGGCAAGUUCCUGGGUUUCAUGGUGAGUGAAAGGGGGAUCGAUGCCAACCCCGACAAGAUCAAAGCUAUCAGUGAUCUCCCGGAGCCAAAGAGCAUCCGGGACAUUCAAAAGCUGACCGGAAGGAUGGCGGCUCUAACGAGAUUAGUUUCCAAGUCGGCUGAAAAAGCCUUGCCAUUCUUUAAGAUACUCAGAGGAAAUAAGAAGUUUGAGUGGGGAGAGGAGCAGAAGCAAGCCUUUGAGGAAGUAAAAAAGCACUUCCUGAAACUGCCAACCAUAACCCGGCCAGAGUUGGGGGAGAAGCUACAGCUAUACGUAUCAGUAACUGAGAAGACGGUCGCAGCAGUGUUAUUAGUAAACCGGCAAGGGCAGCAAAGCCCCAUAUACUUUGUCAGUCACGUGCUUGCCGACGCUGAGCAAAGGUAUGAGCUACUGGAGAAGAUGGCCUAUGCCGUCUUAAUUGCAGCAAGAAAGCUGAGACCAUACUUUGACUCUCACACGGUCCAAGUCCUCACCAAUCAGCCCCUGGAAAAAUCUCUCCACAAGCUGGACACCACAUGCAGACUAUUGAAAUGGGCGAUAGAGCUCUCGGAGUUCGACAUAGAAUAUCGGCCGCGUACCGCAAUCAAAGCCCAAGCUUUAGCAGACUUCAUAGUGGAGACAACCCAUACUGAAACAACAAAAUCCACCGGCAGGUGGAAAAUUGAGGUAGAUGGAUCAGCGGCCCAGAGUGGAGCUGGGGCCGGGGUGGUCAUGACGUCCCCAGAAGGGGAAAUCUUCGAGCAUGCCAUCCGUUUCGGAUUUAAAGCCUCAACAAUGAAGCUGAGUACGAAGCAGCCCUGGCCGGACUAA
Molecule: messenger RNA, 3354 nt
Organism: Beta vulgaris subsp. vulgaris (sugar beet)
Lineage: Eukaryota; Viridiplantae; Streptophyta; Magnoliopsida; Caryophyllales; Amaranthaceae
Exons: 1
Coding region: 1-3354 (1117 amino acids)
Source: RefSeq, a predicted model, not a curated record